UUUUGAGGCCGGGCCGGGGCGGGCUCGGGGGCGGGAGCGGCGGCCCCGGGGGCGGUGAAAAGCGGCGGAGGGACCGGGAGCGGCUCCGUGCGCGGCCAUGAGGGCAGCGCUGGCCCCCGGGGUCCGGCUGCUCCGAGCGCUGCCCCGGGACAGCCGGUAUCGGGGGCUGACGCUGGUGCUGACAUUCCUCUGCUACACCAGCUACCACCUCUCCCGAAAACCCAUCAGCAUCGUCAAGAGCCAGCUGCACCCCAACUGCUCGGCGUUGGGCCCCAACCCUCACAACAACUCCAACAGCAGCGCGUGGUGCAGCUGGGCACCCUUCGAUGGGGACAACUACAAGGAGCUUUUCGGGGCGCUGGAUAAUGCCUUCCUGGUGGCUUAUGCCAUCGGGAUGUUCAUCAGCGGCAUUUUUGGGGAGCGGCUCCCCCUGCGCUACUACCUGUCGGGGGGGAUGCUGCUGAGCGGGCUCUUCACCGCGCUCUUCGGCCUCGGCUACUUCUGGAACAUCCACGUCCUCUGGUACUUCAUCGUCAUGCAGGUGUGCAAUGGGCUGGUGCAGACGACGGGCUGGCCCGCUGUCGUGGCGUGCGUCGGGAACUGGUUCGGGAAGGGAAAGAGAGGUUUGAUCAUGGGCAUCUGGAACUCGCACACCUCCGUCGGCAACAUCUUAGGGUCGCUCAUUGCCGGUGUCUGGGUUUCCUCCGCCUGGGGCUUGUCCUUCAUCGUGCCCGGCAUCAUCAUUGCCGCCGUGGGCGUCCUCUGCUUCUUCUUCCUCGUGGAGUAUCCCGAGGAUGUCGGCUGCAGUCCCCCCCUGCAUCACGCGGCAUCCGAGGAGGAAGAUGCUGGAGGAGCAACCACCACCGCCAAGGACCCUGAAGGCGUCACGUCCAACGAGGGGCCGCUGAGCAGCUCGGGCCAGAGCAGCACCGAUCGCUCCGACAGCCCCAAGGAGCCGGGCGAGGAGCCCGAAGCCAUCAGCUUCCUCGGGGCGCUCCGGAUACCUGGUGUGGUGGAGUUCUCCCUCUGCCUGCUCUUCGCCAAGCUGGUGAGCUACACCUUCCUCUACUGGCUGCCCCUCUACAUCGUCAACGUUGCUCAUUUUGGUGCCAAGAAAGCCGGGGACCUGUCGACCCUCUUUGACGUCGGUGGCAUUUUAGGGGGGAUCUUCGCCGGCCUCAUCUCUGACUACACUGGUGGCAGAGCCACCACGUGCUGUGUGAUGCUGGUCAUCGCCGCUCCCAUGCUGUUCCUGUAUAAUCAUGUUGGCCAGAACGGCAUUGGCACAUCGAUAGCGAUGCUGAUUGUCUGUGGCGCACUGGUUAAUGGGCCCUACGCUCUCAUCACCACGGCGGUUUCGGCAGAUUUGGGAACGCACGAGUCUCUCAAAGGAAACGCCAAAGCCCUUUCUACCGUCACGGCCAUCAUUGACGGCACGGGAUCCGUAGGCGCGGCGCUGGGGCCGCUGCUGGCGGGAAUCAUCUCCCCCACGGGCUGGAAUAACGUUUUCUACAUGCUGAUCGCAGCCGAUGUCUCGGCUUGUCUGCUCCUGGCGCGCGUGGUGGUCAAAGAGGUGCGGGGCUGGUGCGGCUCCAUGGCGAGGAAGAGAGGCUCUAGCGUGCAGCUCACAGAGUCAGUGCUGGAUGGGAAGUAGCUCGGUGUGAAAAACCAAUAGUCUGGGCCUCGCGCUGCGGUACAAGGAGUUUUGAUGUUCCCCCGCGAGCCCGGGGGGCCCGGAGGGAGGAGAGAGGCCGGGACACGCCGGGAGCGCGUCCGGGAGCGCGUUGGUGUCGGCAGAGCCGCGACACGGCCCCGCUGGCUCAUUCCGCCACCGUGGGUUCGUUUGGAGGCGAGGAGCAGCCCGAGGCCCCCGGCUGGCCGGUUUUCUGGGACGAUUCUUCACUGUUGGCUGCUUUAUUAAUAAAAAUGUGCAAAAUCUG
Messenger RNA from Columba livia (rock pigeon), 1940 nucleotides. RefSeq names its product solute carrier family 37 member 2 (gene SLC37A2). The coding region runs from base 98 to 1654 and encodes 518 amino acids. Gene Ontology annotation, molecular function: glucose 6-phosphate:phosphate antiporter activity. Gene Ontology annotation, biological process: phosphate ion transmembrane transport; glucose-6-phosphate transport. The transcript has 20 exons. Gene Ontology annotation, cellular component: endoplasmic reticulum membrane. Lineage: Eukaryota; Metazoa; Chordata; Aves; Columbiformes; Columbidae. The record is from RefSeq and is a predicted model, not a curated record.